This is a messenger RNA of Cyphellophora europaea CBS 101466, 1107 nucleotides long. RefSeq lists its product as uncharacterized. Bases 1 to 1107 code for a protein of 368 amino acids. The record is from RefSeq and is a predicted model, not a curated record. Lineage: Eukaryota; Fungi; Ascomycota; Eurotiomycetes; Chaetothyriales; Cyphellophoraceae. The transcript has a single exon.
AUGUCUGCAGUUUCAAGUCACGCAGAGGUGCAGAGCCUGCUGCGCUUCUUGACGAAGGAUGCGAGGCUCCCGCUGGGCGAAGCAAUGUCGAUGAUCGGUCCUUUGAAAAAAUUACAGCUGCUUUCGCCUGAAGCUGUAGCUCAAGCGCAACACGCCGACCUCAAGGUCGUAUUUACUGAUGACAAGAUCUUGAAACAGGUCGUGAAUGCUGCAAAGCGUGUAUCGAACCCCACCAAGCGCGGGCCGGGCAAACGUCGUGCUGUUCCUCGACACAGCGAUGCUUCCAACACCGCAGAUGAGGAAGCUGCGUUAGCCCUUCCUACCGCCGAGGUGACUGAGGAUGACCUGAGCACCAUUCGCAUUGAGACGAAUCGAGCCCCGCUCUUCCUAGCUUUUGCUCUUACAGUAUUGGCCUACACGCAGGCAGACCAGCCACUAUCAAGCAGACUAUCUCUAGCGCAGGCAGUCGUGAGUGCCGGUGCCCAGAGCAAAGCAAAAUAUAUCGGCCUCACAACAGACAGAACAGCAGAGGAGGAUGGAUGGGCACAAGGGCAGCCUAAGAUCCGUAUCAUGGGCCGUGACAUUGCUGUGAUGAGAAGACAUGUUCCCGUUCCUGCUGCCACAUCCGAUGACAGCCAGGAGACUAUCAGAGCCGUCGAGCCUUCUCAUAACUCAUUCUGGGGUAUUGACCUCGAUGCCCUGCGCAAGGCCAACGGGCCACUGAUCGCUGAUAAAAACACCAAGAGCCCGGCUGGUCCGCCGAUACAUACACCGCAGGCUGCGAGGCAAUAUCUACUUAAGUCUAUGUUGGUCAUUGAGAAUGGUGAGAACGGAGGCGAACAACAGUCGCCAAAUUCCAAGAAAGUCAAGAAGCCGACCGCAGCAGAGAUAAUGGCCAGGAAACAGGAAGCAGCCGCGAUGGUACUCAAAGCUAUUGACAUUGUCUGCAACUCCUGGAAGGACACAUUGACAACUGACGAGCUCGACCGACGAGCACAGAACUGGUAUGCUCUGGUGAGACCCGAUGUCGAGCAAGGCAAAGCUGGCUGGGGCCAGCGCGGGCAAGUUGAACUCGCCCAAAUCUUGAGACUCAAACGAACGCCAUAA